Selaginella moellendorffii is the source of this 545-nucleotide messenger RNA. RefSeq lists its product as uncharacterized. The transcript has 2 exons. Lineage: Eukaryota; Viridiplantae; Streptophyta; Lycopodiopsida; Selaginellales; Selaginellaceae. The record is from RefSeq and is a predicted model, not a curated record. The coding region runs from base 43 to 390 and encodes 115 amino acids.
GUAGCGGGCAGUGAUUCUCUCACAUGGAGCUGGGAGUCAGCCAUGACGUGGAAUCCGCCACAAGUUCCUCCCAGCUUGUCCGCCUUGACUGCCACUACUCAGGCCGAGGAUGAACUGGGCGUGGAUGUGUCGUCUCCCAGCGGCGAUUUGCUGCUCCAUUUUCUCAAGAGCGGUGGGGGCGACGAGCAGCUGAGGAGCAGUAGCAGCUACAGGACCCAGCAGUCGCACCUUACGGUCCCUGCCACAGCUUUGCUCCUUCUGGAGGACCUGGAGGAGGAGGAGAAGGUCCUCCUCCACGACCACUCUACGUCCCAGCAACAAGAUUUGGUGGGUGGUCACCUCACUUCCAGCGGCACCAAAACCCACUUUUCCCUUCGGAUCCAUUCUUGACUCCGUCGGACCACUGAUUUCUACGCUCGUUUGCUCCUCUUCCAGUCGAGAGACCGUUCCAUCCGCCAGUGCCGUAUCCUUUUCCAAAUGCUCCGACUUUCCAGCCUGCUGAUAAUGUGGUUCAUCCGCCGCAUUCCUCUGGGGAGCUUAAAGCU